Molecule: messenger RNA, 2050 nt
Organism: Prorocentrum cordatum
Lineage: Eukaryota; Dinophyceae; Prorocentrales; Prorocentraceae
Source: the annotation of a GenBank genome assembly
AUGGACAUCUCGCACCACACCCGGGGCAGCGUCUCCGUGUGGGGCCGCGCGGGCAAGGCCUUCGCGACGACCCGCGACCUUGGCGACGACCUCGGCCACGUCGGGGCGGAGGAGGACGCCCGGAGGUCGAGCAAGACCACCGCCACGGGCCGGAGGUCGAGCAAGGGCUCGACCGGCCGCGGGUCGAGCGUGGGCCCGCUGAUGCGCGCGAACACGGACCUGAACUUCUGCGCCCUCGCCAGCGACGACGGCGGCGAGGCCGACGGGAAGCCCGCGGGCGCCGCGGCGCUGGCCCAGCGCGCGCGGGCGCCGCUCUCCCCGCAGAGCGUCCCGGCGAUGUUCGCGCACCCGAUCCGCGUGACGACCAGGUUCGUCUUCCUGGGCGGGCGCCGCGGGCCCCGCCUCGCGGGAGUCGUUGGCCUGCCCUGGCUCCAGGCCGCGGUGCCCGCGGAUGUGCUGCCCCAGCUGGAGGCAGACCUGGAGCAGGUGGAGCUGCGCGUGUGCCCGGCGCAGAUGUGCGGCCCGAGGACUUGCGGCCGGCUCGGGGCGCUGUUCGACUGGUGCUACCAGUGCCCAGAAUUCUGGCCGGCAGACAUGGGUGCGAAGGUCCUCCUGGGCCUGUACUUGGCCGCGCUGCGUGUCAUCGGGAGCUCGCGAUGGUGGGUGCUCCUCCACCUCGGCGUGGCCGCCUGCUCGGUCGGUUGCGGCCUCCUGGUGCUGAGGUGCAGGCCCUGCGCGAGCGCCUCGGACAAUGCUGCGCUCUUGAUCUCGCUCUCGAUCGUGGCGCUGGGGGCCUCGCAGUACGAGCUCUCCCAUUCCUACUUCGCCAGGCCCUCUGCGGACUUGCUGCCGGGUGUCCUGGCGGUCCUCGUGGUCUGCCUGCUGGCCCUGCUGGCAACCACGAGCGCGUGCGUCAUCCUGGCCGCUCUUCUCGCGUCCUCCAAGACCGUGCCGACGGUUGUCUCUGGCGUCGUGGAGGGAUGGCGCCCCGCAGUGGCUGAGGACGAGGAUGCGGCGGGCAACGUCGCAGUCCAGAACGACGAUGCGGAGCGGGAGGAGAGGAGGAGCGUCGAAGCCAUGGUGACGUUGAAAGCUGGGAGCCACGUCUUGCUGCCGGCCAGGGUCAGCGCGCCCCUGCAGGUACGCGAGGUGACCCUGGGCACCACAAGCGCCAAGAAGAUGCUGGCAGUUGCAGGUCGAGGGUGUCUGAGGGUACCCGUGGCAGCGUCGAGUCUGUUCUCGCAGAAAGCGUAUGGCAUGCCGAUUGCGCAGCCUUUCGGUGUGCUAGACAUGCCAGACGGUGCCGUUGCGCUGUACGAGGCGAGCUCUCUCAACAGCGAGCGCAGCCCGUGGGAGCAGGUGCUUCUCAGAGAACUGCGGGGAAACGAGGACGGGCUGAGGAAGGCAGAAGCCUUCCUGUUAGAGGGGCUGCAGAGGCUGAGGGACAGCCCUGGCUACCUCGAGGGAUCCUACGAUGACGAGAUGCUCGCGAUUAGGGCUGUGCGGGCGUGAGCCAGCGGUCUGGAGCCGCCAGGGCCUGCUGCUUGCCCGGCAUUGUUUUCAAGGUUGUAAUUCCGACGUCCGCGGUUCGGCACCGUAAUCAGUAGCCAGCGGGCUGCUUUUGUGGACGGCACUGCACGUCUCUUUCCCCAGAUGGGUAGAUGGGUAAUUCGGAAGACAAUCUUGAGGACAGCCAGCAUGCGAGUGCUGGGACUCACGAUGCAUCACUCGGUCCGAGCCAGAUGCGGUGAAUUUGGAAUGAUGCACGAAACAAUUGAGCAUUGUAUUAUGGGACGCCAUCCGUACACUUGCAUCGAUCAUCGCCAGGGCCGUUCUCGGUCCACGACGGGCUAGGCCGGGAUCGGUGUCGGCGUGUAGUUGGCGUCCCCCUGAUAGCAGAGAGUGUUGCACGCACCCUGCCAGGCUGCAUGGCCGUGCGCGAGCGCUGCCAGUCUUUCAGCACAUGACGCUCCAGCGCUAUUGCCACACUUGCCGGCCGAGACGUGCCCUCCUCCUUGAUGGGCCUGUUGUCCACCACCAUCAUAAGUCG